Messenger RNA from Oryza sativa Japonica Group (Japanese rice), 2546 nucleotides. RefSeq names its product zinc finger protein STOP1 homolog. Lineage: Eukaryota; Viridiplantae; Streptophyta; Magnoliopsida; Poales; Poaceae. The record is from RefSeq and is a predicted model, not a curated record. Gene Ontology annotation, biological process: response to aluminum ion; response to acidic pH.
UUUCUUCUGCCUUCAACCCCCUAACCUCUAACUUAGUAUCGCAGCCGCCAUUGAGUCCUUUGCCAUUAAUUUCCCUCUCUCUUUUCUCCUAUUUCCCUUGAUUUAGAGGUUGGAGGUGAGCGAAAUUUCUCACAAUUUUAAGUUAUCUAAAGCCUAGAGAUCUCCAAAACAAAAUAAGUACCAGUAGCGUAUGUGGACUGUGGAGCAUACGUAUCGUGUGUAAACACUUCUGUUACAGCACAAAUAUGCGGUUAGCCCGCUCUUAAUAAAAUCGGUUGGUGUGAACACUCACAGAUACUCAAGAGGAACACAAUACGGUAAUACCCGGUGACAUCAACCCAACUUCCCAAGCAUAUGCAUCAUGCUUACCUUGUUACUUAUGCUGUGGAAGGAAGGUGACCUUGCUGUUCUCUUUCAGAGGAAAGGCAAAAAAAUGAUCAGUGAAGGAAUGGUGAUCGGCAAGUGAGGUCAACACAUCCAUGGGGCCUUUUAACGCAACGUGUACCCAGUAAAAUUAUAAAAUACUCCAUCCCCUUUAUAUUAUAAGUCGUUAACUUUUUUUCUAGUCAAAUUUUAUUAAGUUUAGCUAGAUUUACAUAAAAAUUAGUAACAUCUUAAAAAUCAAAUUAAUUUCAUUAAAUCUAACAUUGAAUAUAUUUUCUAACAUUAAAUAUACGGAAUUGCUAUUCAUCUGUUGAUAGAUUUUUUUGAUAAUAUGUUUGUUUUGUGUAAAAAAUAUUAAAGAAGUUUAAUUAGAAAAAAGUGAUUAUAAUAUGUAAGCUUUCUGUUGUUCAAAAGGGCAAAAUUUGGUGGCUUUCCUGACCAAAGCAGAGCACCAAGAGCCAGGAAGAAAAAGCACGAGAUCCUGAAGAAGAAACCAGUCAACCAACUCGUGCACAUUACAUUUCCAUGCCAAUGCUUCGGCUUUAGUGACGCAAGAGCUUACCAUGCCGUCGACCUAGUCGCCGCCGCCGUGGAGCCCACACACCUUAUCAAUUGGAGUAUAUAUUACUGCCUUGAUUAGCUCAGCUGUCAGCUCGACUCACAUUUCAUCACCGACAAGCAGAAGUGAUCUGAUCAGGAGCACAAAAAAAAUCAUCUGACACUCGAUCGAAUUUUUACCUUUCUUUGAUCAGCAUUGUCAUUCUCAUCAUCUCAGGGGGAAGGAUCAUAUUCAUCGUUGUUGUCGACGAUGAUGAUGAGUAGUAGUGCCGAUCAUUUCAGCAACAAUAAUAAUAAUCAGGCGAUGUACUUGGAGCAAGAUGAAGAUUUCUCCCAGAUGAUCAUGGAGCUGUGUGAUUUUGAUGCGAGUAGCACGACGCAAGCUCGCCAUGGCGGCGAAGCAGCAGCAGCAGCAGCUGGGAACGCGAGGGCGGUGCUGACGUACCUGACAUUUCUGGAGCAGAAGAUCGGCCACCUCCGCGGCAUAAUCUCGUCGACGCCGAACCCGCCGCCGCAGAUCGUCGCCGCCGAGCUCAGCUGCAUCGUCGUGCAGCUCGUCUCCAUCUCCAAGAACCUCGCCGCGGCGCGCCGCGGCGGCGACGACGCGGACGCGGACGCCAAGCACGACGGCAGCAGCGACGCCGACGAGGGCGCCGAUGGCGACGGCGAGCGCGCCCCGCCGCGGGGCUCCUACGAGGUGGUCCAGAUCGAGAAGGAGGAGAUCCUGGCGCCGCACGUCCACUUCUGCGGCGUGUGCGGCAAGGGCUUCAAGCGCGACGCCAACCUGCGGAUGCACAUGCGCGGACACGGCGAGGAGUACAAGUCGGCGGCCGCGCUGGCCAAGCCCGGCGGUUCGCCGUCGCGUUCGCCGGCGGCGGCGGACGCGGCGGCGAGGAGGCGCUUCUACUCCUGCCCGUACGUGGGGUGCAAGAGGAACAGGGAGCACAAGAGCUUCCAGCCGCUCAAGACGCCCACCUGCGUCAAGAACCAUUACCGGCGGAGCCACUGCGACAAGAGCUUCACCUGCCGCCGCUGCAACGUCAAGAGGUUCUCCGUCGUCGCCGACCUCCGCACCCACGAGAAGCACUGCGGCCGCGACCGCUGGGUCUGCUCCUGCGGCACCUCCUUCUCCCGCAAGGACAAGCUCUUCGCCCACGUCGCCAUCUUCGACGGCCACUCGCCGGCGCUGCCGCCCGAGGACUACGACGACGACGCCGCCUCCGGUCAGCUGCCGCACGCCGCCGGCGAGGCAGUGGGCAGAACGGUGGACACGAACCGCUUCUUCUCCGAUGGAUUGAUGAUCAAAGGCAGCAUGGAGGAUGAGCGAGGAAGCCUCUCGCCGAUGGGGCUCGAUUACUGUGAAUUCGAUGGAAUUGAUCUCUUUGCAGCAGCAGCAUUCGAUUUUUGAGAACAGAGGAUGGUUUCAAACUUUGAACUGUCUCUCAAACCUGAUGAAUAAUGUCAAAGCUUAAGCUUAAUCAAUUGACACUAGCAUGUACAACACUUAGGAAACAUGUUAGAAACAUUUUUUUUCUCUCUAAAAAGGGGAAAUCAGAAGAGGGCAUUAGACUGGACAUACCUUAAUCCUGCACAUGUUGAAACAA